This is a messenger RNA of Daldinia decipiens, 2199 nucleotides long. RefSeq names its product MATE efflux family protein. Bases 217 to 1755 code for a protein of 512 amino acids. The transcript is spliced from 2 exons. Gene Ontology annotation, cellular component: membrane. The record is from RefSeq and is a predicted model, not a curated record. Gene Ontology annotation, molecular function: xenobiotic transmembrane transporter activity; antiporter activity. Lineage: Eukaryota; Fungi; Ascomycota; Sordariomycetes; Xylariales; Hypoxylaceae. Gene Ontology annotation, biological process: xenobiotic detoxification by transmembrane export across the plasma membrane.
AGCAACGUACCCCUAUCCAUGCUAGUUGAAGAGGAUUGGCGACCAGAUAUCAAAGUCAUCAAAGUGGAACUUUCCAUCCAUACAUGUAACAAGGGAUAAGAGUAUACCUAGUGUGCCUAGGUAAGGUUCUCCCACCUUUAUCUUGCCGUGCUUGGGAUUUCAUAUAUCGUCCUGUCCAAACUCCUUCAAGCUUUCUCACUUCACAUCUCCUUCGAAAUGGCUGAUGAAUACCCCUCAUCGAUGCCAACUCCAGAGCCAGAGUCGCCUUCGAGUAUACCUUUCAACGAUGAAACAACCGCGCUCCUGCCAAAGGCGCCUCUGGCUGAUGCGCAAACUAAUACUCCCCAAUACCGGCAAUGGCUGGCUGAAAUAUGGUUCUUGACCAAGGCAGCUAUCCCGGUGAUAUUAGCUUAUACGCUCCAAAACAGCCUUCAGACCCUCUCGGUUCUGAUCGUAGGCCGCCUCUCCCCAGAAGCAUUAGCUACGGCUGCUUUCUGCUAUAUGUUUGCAAUGGCCACGGGCUGGUUGAUCGCGAUGGGCGGCACGACAGCGCUCGACACGCUCGCAUCGACGAGCUUCACCGGCUCUCAAGACAAGCACGACCUUGGCAUCCUGCUGCAACGCGGCAUCAUAGUGCUGACCGCAUUCUACGCCGUCGUGGCCGUAAUAUGGGGGUUUUCCGGCCCCCUAUUCCGAGCCCUCGGCCAGGAAGAAUUCAUCUGCGUCGAGGGGAGCAAGUUUCUACAUAUUCUGAUUCCGGGAGGCCUGGGAUACGUGUGGUUCGAGUCGAUGAAGAAGUACUUGCAGGCGCAGGAGAUAUACAGGCCGGGGACAUACGUGCUUCUGAUCACGUCGCCGCUCAAUGCAUUGCUCAACUACCUCUUUAUUUAUCCUCUCGGUUUGGGCCUCUAUGGUGCCCCUCUUGCGACGGGCAUAUCGUACUGGAUUUCGUUCCUGCUCCUCGUCGCAUACGCAACCUUCAUACACGGCCACGAAUGCUGGGGUGGAUUCGAUUUUCGUCGCGCGGCCUCGAAUCUUUGGCCGUUCGCACGCCUGGCCUUCUUAGGAGUUAUCCACGUGGGCACGGAGUGGUGGGCUUUUGAGAUUGUUGCUCUAGCUGCUGGCAGACUUGGCACCAUCACGCUCGCCGCACAGUCCGUCAUCAUGACGGCCGAUCAGGUCAUCAACACCAUCCCUUUCGGUCUGGGCGUCGCCGCCUCGGCUCGGAUAGGCAAUCUCCUAGGAGCACGGAAGCCCCGCGAUGCAGCACGCGCUGCCCACUGCGCCGCCAUCUUAUCUACGAUUCUGGGUACCGUUAUACUCACCAUUCUGAUGAGCACCAGAAAUGUUUUUGGCAGGAUCUUUAACGACGAUGACCGCGUAGUUCAGCUCGUCGCAGACGUCAUGCCUUUUGUCGCGCUGUUCCAGAUCGCCGACGGGCUGAACGGGAGUUGCGGCGGUGUACUCCGAGGCAUGGGGCGACAAUGGAUCGGUGCUCUUGUUAAUCUACUCAGCUACUACGGCGGCGCGCUACCAGCGGGAAUCUACCUUGCUUUCCACGGAUGGGGUCUUCAAGGCCUAUGGGUUGGACAAUGUGUUGCUUUAUACCUAGUUGGAAUCCUUGAAUGGGUGAUUGUCGGGUUAAGCAAAUGGGACAAGGAGGUUGAUAGAGCACUGGAUAGACUUGAUGCUGACGAGGCUGGGGAUAAUUACGCCUCUAGAAUAGGAGAGGCUACAGUUCCGAGCGAAGUAUAAAUAAGUCAGGUACACAGGCAAGAAAAAAGCGACACUAUAUACAAGGGAAGGGUAUUCAUUUUGAAUGUUAGAAGCUUCCAAGAAGCAUAACUACCUACCUAACCUAGGUCAAAUACCAAACUAAGAAACUAUCGUUUCUUUAUAUUACGGGCGUCCAGUAUACCCGAAUUGCUAUUUCAAGUAACGAAUGUCACUAUAAAACCAAAACCAUGAUUAUUACAAAACAGAAAAGAAUAUCGGCUUAAGCGAGAGUUAGCGAAGCUACCCUGUGUACGCUACAUAAAAGCCUCGGUAUCGUGUUCUUGCGUGGAGGAAGCCUGGCCGUGAAUGAUGAUCCCCCUUGUUCUCGUCAACUUUUCCUUUUGCCCGUGCCUCACGGCAAUUAUAUAAACAGACGAGUAUAUGCAGUAUGGUACAAGAAAUGAAAUUUUCAAAUAACUCCGA